This is a messenger RNA of Ananas comosus (pineapple), 1000 nucleotides long. RefSeq lists its product as uncharacterized. The transcript has 2 exons. NCBI's taxonomy places the organism in Eukaryota, Viridiplantae, Streptophyta, Magnoliopsida, Poales, Bromeliaceae. Bases 112 to 804 code for a protein of 230 amino acids. The record is from RefSeq and is a predicted model, not a curated record.
CGCUAUUCUUAUUAAGGACCCUGCAUCACUCAUCCCAACUUUGUGGAUCAUUAUAAGUACUCUAUUCCUGGUACUCACCAAUCCAACAGAGCUUUUGCAGGAAGCCACAAAAUGGCUGAAAACUUCUCAUACAACUUCCAAGAUUCCAUGGACAAGCUGUGGUUUCACCAAAACAUCCUCUUCUGGGAGCCUUCCGGGAUCAACUUCCAAUCACUAGUCAGAAGCACUAAAGCAGCUGCUGCUUCUCCAACACUCCUUUCAAACAAAAGCAGCAGCACAGAGAAUGGUCCAGUUCACAAAGAGAAGAUGCCCAUGGAGCUGAAUAUCGCCGGAGAUCAGCCACUUUUCCAAUUGCAAGCGCCGAGAAGAAGUACAACUCACGAGUCGCAUCCCUCAGCGGCAUGCUUUGAUGCAGGUUCGCCAUCUAAGCACAGGCCAAAAAUUCCGAAGAAGGCGAAGAACUUGAAGAGCUUGUCAGAACUGGAGAAUUAUGAGUUAAAAGGGUUUGCUGACUUGGGUUUUAUGUUCCACAAGGAGAUAUUGAGUCCGCAGCUCAUUAACAUCCUACCUGGCCUUCAGAGGCUCAAGGCCAAGUGUGGAGACACUGAAGAAACGAGGGAAGUGGACGAGGGACAUGUUAAAAGGCCUUAUUUAUCCGAGGCUUGGUCCACUAGAAGAGCUGAUUCUCCGCCGCUUGAUCCGCAGAUAUUGUUUAAACCUCAACAGGCGGAGAUGCAGAAUCAUCUCCGGUUCUGGGCGCGGAACGUGGCUUCGAUGAUCCGCCAUGAUCAUGAUGCAUAUUAGAUCAAGUUUUUUUGUUUUUUGAAUGUAUAUUUACAUAUUUAAGAAUCAGAGUUAGCAAGUGGAGCAGCUGCAGUGGUGAGUGUAGUUCAAUAUAAGUGUUGUACCAGAACUUUGUCAAUAUAGAGUCUCUCUGCAGCAGAAUGUACAGAGCUACUACUUUUAGGCAUCAUAAUAAUACAAGUUUUGAAUUUUUCUA